AUGGAAAAAUUAGAAAAUCGUAAAAGUUAAACCAGCUUUCGUUCUUUAUUUUGUCUUAAUAAAUUAAAAGUUAGAACAUAAGUUUUAAUAAUCCAAGUGCUAAUUCAAUUUUCAGUAGGAACCUUAUUAACAUUAAUAAGCUAUUUGUCAUUUUAAUACAUAAUAGAUAGGUACUCAAAUAUCUCAUUAGAAUGCUAUGUCUUAUAGUAUUACAAAAAGACUGAUAUGAUUAGUUAUUUAUAAGUGAGAAGUUCUCAGGAAGUAUUAUUGAGAAGUUAAACUCAUCUUUUAAAGUCUGAUUUCUUAUAUCAGUUCAUAUAAUCUAUAGAGUUGUAGUAUGUUUAAUAACCUCUCGAUUGUCUAAAUUAUGACGAUAAAUAUGAUAAAUAUUAAUAUGAAUAAACAUUUUGUUAUGGUUUCUUUGGAGAUAAAGUAUAUCCUCUUACUAAUUAAGAUAUAUUAGCAAUGAAUUAUUCUUCUUUCUUAACUUAAAUCUUACCAAUUAUGGAUAUGGAUUUGGAUUUAUUAUUUUCAACAAUCGGAGAUCAAAUGUACUUUUCGAUUUGGCCUGGAGAUCCUUUUCCUAAUUAUAAGCCACAUAGAAGGAUUUGGUACACUAACCAUUUAAAGUAAAUAGAAGAUAAAAAUUAUAAUUUGACAUAUUUUAGUGAUCCAUAUAUAGUUUGGACUUGGUUUUUAUUUAUGGUGACAUAAACAAGGAAUAUGACGAAUUUAAAUGGAUAAAUAGAUGGUGUUUUUGGAAGCGACUUAAACUUUAGUUUAUUUAAAACUCUAUCAUAGAAAUAAGAAAAUGUAACAUUUUCAAUAAUUGAUAAAAAAGGGCAAUUUCUAUUAAGUUAAUUUAAUAUAAGUUAAGAUACAUACAUUUAUGAUACUGAGAAAUCAGGUUUUAAUAAGGAGGAUUUCGAGUAAAUAAAUAAUUCAUUAUAUAAAAAAUAAUUUAUUAAUAAUUGUUCAAGGAUAGAUCAAUUACUUAAUAAUGAAAGACUUUGUAGAUACAAUACAGUAGCUAAUACCGAAGAAUUAAUUGUAGCAAAGUUCCUUUAUCCUACCGAUUUGAUUUUGCUGAUGUAAUAGAUAUGA
Messenger RNA from Paramecium sonneborni, 1104 nucleotides. Lineage: Eukaryota; Ciliophora; Oligohymenophorea; Peniculida; Parameciidae. The record is from the annotation of a GenBank genome assembly.